AUUAGAGAGACCGGCUGAUAACGCUGUGAGGGUUUCUGUCCUUCUGGCAUUUGCUGAAGAGGUUUUAAGGACAAUGGUGAAGACGCUGAGAAUGAAUAGAAGAUCUAAGAACAAAUGAACUUUCUGAAACCUUGGGAUCCACCAGCGUGAAAACUGCAACACAACACUGGAUUAACCUACUAACAACGAUUCUUUGUUUUGCUUUUUUUUUUUUUACUUUUUACCACAUGAGUUCAGUCAUGUGUUAGCUACCGGAGACAGAUCUUUGAUACUUUCUGUGCAGUCUAAACCUAAGUUUGAGCAUCUGUGCAAAUCUAUUCUUUGUAGGGGAAAAAAAUUACAUAUUUUUUGUUGAGAAUGGCUGGAACGCAUGACUUAACACGUGGAUUGCACUCAGCCCAUCUCAGCCGUACUCUGCCUCUCUGAGAUUGACUUGAACGCCAUUGUUUUAAUCUUCAUCAACAUGGCAUACUUGAUUGGACAAUCAAGCACUGAGCCGUCGGUGACAAUGCUAUCUGCAGCUCCUUCCACCAUGGACACGAUGACCGAAGUCGACAUGAGGCCUCGGGCGAUGGGCGUGAUCCUGAGCAUCGCCUCCUGCCUCAUCAUCUCCACCAACUUAGUGGUGGCGGCCGCUUUACUCAAGCUUCUCCUGAAGAAGAGCAGCCAGAGCUGGUGCUUCGUCCUCAACCUGGCUCUGGCCGACGCUUUGGUGGGUGUGGCAAUCACCGGCCUGGCCGUAGAGGACUUCACCAACCACCCCAUCGCUCCCGAUCUUAACACCAACGCCACGCCUCCAGCCGCUCACGGCAAGUCGCGGUGUUUGAUGCGCAUGGCCUUCGUGAUCUCACCUUGCACAGCUUCCAUCAUGUCCAUGUUCUUGAUCUCGCUUGACCGCUACGCAGCCAUCAAGAUUCCCCUGAGGUACUCCCUGCUGUCUCGGAAAGGGACUGCAUUUGGGUCCUUGCUUGCUCUGUGGAUCAGCGCCGCCACUAUAGGAUUUUUGCCAGUCAUGGUGCGGCAGCUGCAGGCGGACAAACACUACGACGGCUUAUGUGCCUUCUUCUCCGUCAUUCAGGAAGUGGGCAUCAUCAUUUUAUUCAGCGUGUGCUUUUUCCCUCUGCUCUCUGUGUUCAUCUACAUCUACCUGGACAUCCUGAAGAUCGCCUGCGGCCACCAGAAGCAGAUUUCCAGAGUUCGGCAAGUGAGCUGCAGGACCCCCGACAACCACACCCACCAACACUUCCAGAACAAUGGCCAGCAUCAGCAUCUGAGGAGCUGGUACUGGAGUCACGUCAAGGCCCUGAGGACCGUAGCGGUGCUUGUGGGCUGCUUCUUAAUGCUGUGGUGUCCCUUCUUUGUGGUGUGCAUAGUCCAUAUUGUAUGCACAAACUGUGGACUCAAACGCAUACUGGAGAGUUAUCUGUUCCUCCUGGGACUGUGCAACUCACUCAUCAACCCUCUGGUGUACGCUUUCUGGCAAAGAGAGGUGCGGCAGCAGCUAGUCGCUAUGUUUUCCUGCAUUACAGGCAGGUCACCAGCUGCCGGACCACCAGGUGUCAUAGAAAGGUGUGGCCCACUUCCGCCUGUGCAGACUCAAACCUGUGUUUCAGGAGGAGAUAUUCUCAGCCCUACACUGCUGCAGCCGGUUACCCACGAGGCUCAUUUACCACUGUCUGCUACAAGUAGCUUGUAGAGAGCAAAGACUCUUAAAGAGAUCAGAUCGGAAAAUACCAUUAAAGAUGUUUAAAGUGACAUGUGUGUAGCCUACAGAGAUAAAUCAGUCUAGUUCAGUCCAACAUGUUUGGUUUUUCCAAAAAAUGUGAAGCAUUUUCACAUCAAUUACAGUCCACUUACGCACAAACACAAGCAAUCAGGGAAUCACUUUUAAGGACAUGCCAAUCCGACGUCAAAGAAUUCCUGCCUACAAACGCCUGCGUCCAAACCAAAACGUAGCACUCCCGACACAACACAAAGACCACAGCCAACGACCAGCCGGCCUUCGCGUCCCGCUUCUGCGUUAAAGGAAAGAUUUUGCAUUCCAGCAGGUGGCAGUAGCGCUUAUGUGAUCAGCCGGUCAAACUCAUCUAGCUCACUGACUUGUUUCGCUGCAGAGUUCUGACUAGUGCCAAACGGUGCACAAAAACUGGGGCCACAGGCCACAAUGACGUCUGGACACUAGCAAACGGCCAACCGUCGGAUUGGGGUUUCACAACCGUAAGAUUUCAUUUUAAUUUUAUUUAAUUUUAGUGCAGGACAGCUUGCAUUUACACUGUAGCUUUUUAUGUAUUAUAUAUUAGUAAUGGUAUAUCUUUCAGGCAUAGGUCUUGAACAGGGGGUCCGCGGAGGUUUUGGUUGAUUAGACAUUUUUCAUAUACUUUUCUUUAAAUUUCUCCUCACAAAUUUACAUUUCUUUAAAAUAUACAUUAACAUGAAUCCAACAUAUUUUAGUAAAGGCAUAAGGAAUAGCUUAAUAUUGAAUGCAAAAUGAUAAUAAUCAUGUAUAUUUAUAUACAGCACUUGGCCGAGUUUAAAAUCCACAGUGCAAAGGCCCAGAGUAUUCAAAAAACGCAAGAGUAACGAGACAGAUUCCACCAUGAACAGAUUAUAAAAAUGGAUUGUGUUCCCUGCGCUGACUAACAGUAGCAAGAGGAAGGAUUCUCAUGAAAGAGACAAACACUGCAGUAUAAUUUAGUUCCUCUUGAAACCAGAGGUCACUGGUAACAAGGGGCAGGAAGUUCAGCGGCCCAGUUUCACAGACUAUGACAUGCCCUUCUCUAUAAUUACUCAGGGCCUUCGGGACUGCCCCAGUGUGGAAUCCCUGACUUUUUGAGCCCCUUAUGCUCAUUUACUGUAAGUCUCUCAGAGAGCUGUCUGUCUGUGUGCAGUGAAAAGUGAACUGUGAUUUAAAAUUAAUCUUUGUCAAAUAAUAUCUGCAAACAAAUCGGUUGUUUUGACUUGUGUACGGUUUGCCGUGAUUGAUUGAGUACUACACUUUUUCCAGUCCAAGCACUGUGUUAAGACUUGGCCACUUAGAAGUGGUUUAUCAAGUCUGGAGGAUAUUUCUUUCCCUUUUUUUGUUUUUUUUGUUUAUGACUCUUUUGUGCCGAGUAAACUGAAGCAGAACAAAUCACAAAUAACUGCAGCAGAGAUAGCGAGACAGGUUGGAACCAAUGACAUUAAACAUCAACUUUGUUUUGUCCUGCUUUAUUACACGCAUGCAAUUCAGACUAAUGGCUCACAGAUAGCAGAGGACACGGCUGUUUAUCUGUGUCGUAUGUAAUGUUUCAUACCUGGAUAGUUAUCCAGUCAUGGAAACUUCCCUCGAAUCUCGAUGACUGCCAUCUGCUUUGCGUGACAGCAGUCUGGAACAACAGGGCAGACUUGCUGGUGUCGGGAGGCAGGGAGCCUCGAGUCGUUUGCUCACGACCGACAGACUGCAGACGAGGGUACACGAAGUCCACUCUGCUCGCCUGGAAAUAGAGCUAAUUUACCUCCGGUUGUUUCCUCGUGCGCCGUGUCGCGCUGCUACAUUGUACUGUAUAGACGUUCAGCAGAACGCACAGCGUGUUCAUUCGCUUCACUUUACUUGUGUGCGCAAUCAAAAAAGCCCGUGGUGAUGGGAACAGCACACACUGGAGGGGUCGUUCAGGUGUGUAUGAGGCGUAUUUCCUGUGGUAGAUGAAGGUCGCUGUAUAUUAUAUUGUGUAUUAGCAAAGUGAUGCUGAAAAACUACUUUUCACAUUUGUUUCUGUAAUGCUGGAUUGUUGUGCUCGUUAUUAUUAUUAUCACAUUUGUCCGAAUGUCUCAAUGCUGCAGCGAGAGAGAUUAACACUGUUUAUUGGCUCCCUGUUAAUCCUUUCGUACAAGACCCUCAAACAUCACACUGCGUCAUCUCAAAGGCUCAGUCACUUCUGUUAAGGCUGGGAUCAUAACUUUCCUUCAUAAUAAAGCAUGUUGUUAAUGCUG
Messenger RNA from Mugil cephalus (flathead mullet), 3969 nucleotides. RefSeq names its product glucose-dependent insulinotropic receptor. Gene Ontology annotation, cellular component: membrane. Lineage: Eukaryota; Metazoa; Chordata; Actinopteri; Mugiliformes; Mugilidae. The transcript has 2 exons. Gene Ontology annotation, biological process: G protein-coupled receptor signaling pathway. Gene Ontology annotation, molecular function: G protein-coupled receptor activity; phosphatidylcholine binding. The record is from RefSeq and is a predicted model, not a curated record. Bases 464 to 1696 code for a protein of 410 amino acids.